CGGGAUCGUCUUUUCUCAUAACAUUCCUCUCCGGCAGUUCAAUUCUACAAUUCACAGUGAAGCAAGCAAGCAAAGCAAUCAUGGACGCUUACGCUCCGCUACUAGAUAAAACGAAAGUGCCGCAGCCGUCUCUGCAGAAAUUCGCGGUUGUUUCAAUUUUCUCGAAGCUCCGUUCGGCGCCGGGGUACCUGGACUCCGAUUCCGAACCAGGUAGAGAAGCAAUCUCACAGUGCCUGCAGUCUCGGUCGCCGGCAGUUGUUGACCAGGCGGUCCGCGAGCUCUGCCGGUUCGUCUCGGAUUCGAAAUUGGACCUCUCACGGGGCUUGCUCGAGCUCCAGUCAGCACUCGAAGGUACAGACGAGAAGUUCGUUGGCUUGUUUGUUAAAGGCAUUGGGUUUCUGGUUCGGCUGGGCUUCGAGAAGAGCCAUGGCUCUUGGCGGUUCGCUUCCCCGGAGAAUCAUCCGUUUGUCAAGGUUUUGCUGUCCAGAAGCGAGGUGCAGUCUGAAUUGGUGCAGCAAGUUUUACUGUUUAUGGCUAAGAGUAGGGGACUAGGAAUGGAGGAAGUCUGUGCAUUCUUGAGACCCUUGCUGAACUUUUCAGUUCUGAGAUUACCCUUUUCAGAUUCCUCAUCGUCAUUGUUUGCAAGGCGGCUAAUAUCAUCAGUGGCGUCGUGUUGUUGUUCAUUCCCCAAUGAGGGAAUUGCUAUUCUCAAGCUAUUGAUAGACUGCCUAAAAUAUCUGCCACAUAAGACUUCGGAUGAGCUCCGGAACUCCUACUAUUUUAUAGAAUGUACUGCUGAUGCAUAUGUAGUGGUUUUAAGACACGCGAUUGAAACAGGGCUGUCAGUUGGCAAGGCCCAGCUGCUUGGGGUUGACCUGUCAGAAACAGUUCUUGCACUGUUGGCAUGUUUUCAUGGCCGUUCUGGUGGCAGUGAAGCAAUUUAUGAGUUAUUGAAGCGCCUAUUUGUUGUUCAGAAGGAUCUUGGACUGGAAUUCAUACCAGAAUUGUCAGCAACACUGCUUUCUUUGUCUAUUGCCCUUGCGCAGUCUGAGCUUGAACACGAGCAGCUUUCUGUAGUCAAACUCCUCAUCUUCCUUCUUAGGUGGAAGAAUGGAAAUGGAUAUUCCGUCUCACUGAUCCAACCUGCUCUAAGUGAAGAACUCAUUCUCAUGUGUCCUGUGCUUAACCUUAUGUCGUCAGCUUCCAAACCUGUUAAGGCUGCAGUAGCUGAUUUAGUUAGCAUGGUAGAGAACUGCAUAGUGCAAUUAUUAAAAGAACCCAAGACUGAGGUAGGCAUGAGCUGGAAAUUUCCACAUAUAAGUACAGUGGGGACUAUCAUUUAUAGGCUUUUGCAACAUCUUUGGUUUCAGGAAAAGUUUUCGAAGUCUACACUGUGCUAUAUGGAUCUUGUUUCUGUUGCUGAAACUUAUAAUGAAGAAAAGAAAAAAUUGGGGCCUUCAGAUUGGGUGUCUCAAGUACGAGACUAUUGUUUGAGGGUCGUUGACAAGCGGAAAUCCUCACUGCCUCUGUCUCAGUUUGAAGGAGUUUCCUUGACAGAGAUCGCACCACUACUCAGUGCUGCUGGUGCGGUGUUGGUGAUCCAUCAGUCACUGGGGAACAUUGCCAUAGAUUUGUUGGCAGCUAUUGGCACUAUGGAUCCUAAACAGGGAGUUGGAUUGUUGCUCGCCGUUCUAUUUUACAUCAAUAUUUUCACCAGAAAAGAUGUCAAUUACCAAAAUAUACUGCCACAAAUUCUAAAAGUGCUCCCAUCACUGGCUGCACACAACAUGAUGGUUCCAUUUAUAAUUCAAACAAUUACGCCAAUGCUUCAGAAGCCGGGGAAACAAGUGUUGUAUGCCACAGGCACCCGUUUACUUUAUCAGACCUGGGCUAUGAAUGGCCGUGCUUUUGGGAGUUUGCAGGCAGCAAUUCUUCCAAAGGGUUUUGCAGAAUUCAAGUCUGAGAGAAUUACCUGUAUAAGCUUAGCUGCUUCUAUCAGAGAUGUUUGCCAGAAAAACCCUGAUAGGGGUGUUGAUCUUAUUUUGUCUGUCUCGGCUUGCAUUGAGAGCCAAGACCCAACCAUUCAAGCUCUUGGUUUCCAAGGCCUGGCACAUCUUUGUGAAGCUGAUGUAGUUGACUUUUAUACUGCCUGGGAUGUCAUUGCAAAGGAUGUGCUAGAUUACUCGGUGGACCCUGUUCUAGCGCAAAGCUUAUGCUUUCUACUGAGAUGGGGUGCAGUGGAUGCUGAGCUAUAUUUAGAAGCUUCAACGAAUGUUUUGCAAAUAUUAUGGGUUGUUGCUGUGACCUCACAUAUUAAUCAUGUGGAACAAUGGACAAAGGCCAGGGCAUCUGCCUUUGAAGCAUUAUCCCAGUAUGAGGUGCCUCAUCUGCAAAAUGCUAUCCCAGAUUUCAAGAAAGACAACACAAGUUUGCUCUUUUCUGAGACAAAUCAUGAUGUUCUAAGAGCCAUGGAAGGACUUGAAGUCAAGAUCAUUGGACAUGAUCACUUAACUCGCCGGAGAUUGGUCAAGGAGAAAAGGGUUGCAAGAAGUAAAAUCGAGAAGUUGUUGGACGUACUUCCUCGGGCGAUCUUUCCUUCAGAGAGUAAAGGCAAUGCUGGACAAUUACCUGGUGCAGCUCUAUUAUUGCUGUCAUUUACACCUAAAGAAUCGAUCAAACGAGGACUCGUCAAUGUAGCAUUGGAUGUCCAUGCAAAGUAUGAGAAUGCACUUGCAGAAAUUGCUGGCUCUCUUCAUUUAUCAAGAAACACUUUUGUUGCCCUCCUUUCCCUUGAAUCAUGGAAAUCCUUCAUGCACCGUUGGAUGAGUGCUAAUGUUUCCUCUCAUGACGCUAAAGCAGCUACUAUUGGAGUAGACAGAAUUUCUAAAGCUGCAAAUGAUAUUUUGAAGAGUGCAAUGAAAUUGGCCGAAGCUUCUUUGCCAAGAUCUGCUGAAAACAUUGCACUUGCUGUUGGUGCACUUUGUGCGGUCUUGCCUACAUCUGCCCAUACUGUUAAGUCAACUGCUUCAAAAUUUCUAUUGAACUGGCUAUUCCAGCAUGAACAUGAACAUCGCCAAUGGUCAGCUGCAAUUUCGCUCGGCCUGACCUCAACCGGCCUCCAUGUCACCGAUCAUAAGCAGAAAUAUGAAAACAUCAAUGGACUGCUUGAGAUAUUGUGUGCAAGCAGAAGCACCCUUGUGAAAGGUGCAUGCGGUGUUGGCUUGGGCUUUUCAUGUGAAGAUCUCCUGAGCAGGGUUGAUGAAUCGGAUGACAAAGAGAAAGAGAACUACAGGAUGCAAGAGCUUGACUUACUAUCUAGGAUUGUUAGGGCACUGCUUCUGAUGAUAAGUCCGCUUAGUGAAGCUUCACAUGAUUUAAUGGUAGGCUUAUCUGCAUGCCUCCCACUGGGUAAUAGCGGCUCUAGAUUAGAUCUCAGCUCUAAGUUUUUGGUUGAAAAGUCUGUUGAAUUUGGGGAAGAUGUAUGGGGUGUUGCUGGUCUCAUUCUUGGUUUGGGGUCCUCUGUUGGUGCAAUCUACAAGGCUGGGGCAUAUGAUGCCAUACUCAAGAUAAAAGACCUGAUUAUCUCCUGGAUUCCACAUGUAGACUUUUCACCACUGAACAGUAGUUUCCUUGGAGAGGAGCUGGACAAGGUUCUAUCAGUAGGAUCCUGUCUCAUUCUUCCUAAUAUUCUUGCUUUCUGCCUGAAAGUAGAAUUGAUGAAUCAUGAUCAGCUGGAUCAUCUGUUUCAUGGAUAUGAGAAUCUUAUUGUGGAACUCUUAGCAGUGAAGAAAUCUGGUACUUUCCAUCAAAGCUUGUUGGCAGCCUCGUGCAUAGGAGCAGGAAGCCUUCUUGCCUGCAUUUUAAAAGAAGGGGUGCACCCUGUUGAUGCCGAGUACAUACAACGUCUGCUUGACUUGUUUAGAAAAUGCUAUACUAAUCCUCAUCCUUCAAUGAUAAAUCUUGGUGGGAUGCUUGGAAUAGUUAAUGUCAUGGGCGGAGCAGUUGGGAUUUUGGUUCAUGACUUUUCAUCUCAAAUGAGGAGUGCUUAUGAUCAGGAUUCAUCUCAUCUUUUAGGUCCUUUGCUUUCGAGUCCAGUUUGCGAAGCAAAUUUGACUUCAUUGGUGCAAGAGAUGUUUCUUGUAGCUCAGAAUCCCAACGAUCUUCUGAUGCAACAGAAUGCAGCUUGGGCGCUGUCCUUCCUGCGAAACCAUUUAUGGUCACAGGAAAGUAAAAAUAUUGAACCUACUGAGCAGUCUGAUGUUGAUGACUCCAGAAGAGUUUCAAACAGCUUUCCUGAAGAUAGUUUAGUGUUGACGCUAUCUAUGUGGCUUCUGAAUUUGAACUUUUCCGAGGCUGGGAGGGUUACUCUUGUUGGCAAUGCAGCUGCUGCCCUAAGAUGCCUUUCACGAGCUCCACGGCUUCCAGCUGUUAAUUGGGGAAUUAUCAUUAGGCGCUGCAUGAGAUAUGAGGCUCAAGUUUCCCAAUCUAUGCCCUCAGAUUCAGAUUUUGAGAAAGUAACACUUAGGGAGGAAUGCCUGCACUUCGCUAUAUCCCAUGCAAACCAAUUUGAUCAGCUUCUUACAUUCCUUGACGAGCUCUCUCUCCUGUCAAGGUUCAGGACACUGGAGCUGAAUCUUCAAUCAUGCCUCCUUAGUCAUCUGGCUGGCCUGAUACAGGUUUUCUCAGGGUCUAGGCUACUGACUCUAUUAGAUGAUGUCAUGGACUUCUUUUCCUCAGAUUCAUCAUAUGAAGCAUGCAGCCUUGUUCAGAAAAGGUUCUUGAGGGUAUCAUGCUGGAAGGGUGUAUGUGACUGUUUAGAUGAAGCUUCCCUCGACUCUCUAGAGUGUAUAUCUAGUAUUGAACGGUGCAUGGAGGUUCUGUUUAUUCUGUUGCCCUCGUCAGAUUCUGCUGAGAUUAGUGAUCAUGGGCCUAGUUCCUCUCAAGAAUGGGUUGAAGCUGUUAGAUGUUUGUCAAAGGCUCGAGGGGACUGGCUAUCAAACUUUCUGCAGGUUCCCUUGGUGAGUGUCACAGAAGGGGACUUCAGAAUCCUAAAGAAGAUUCAUGCGAAAUCAAAGCUGGCCCGAACAGGCUCCAUCCCUUUUAUUGAGCUGGGAAAACUGAAAUCUAGUUUGUUGAACUCCAAAUCAGAUGGUGUUUGGAAUGUUCUCAUCGAGGUUGUUGCAGCUUUGCAACGUGCAGACGGAAGUGUGAAGAGACAGUGGCUAGUUGAUGCCGUGGAAAUAAGCUGUGUAUCAACCCAUCCAUCCACGGCACUGAGAUUCAUCGGUCUCCUAUCCGGCAUCUGCUGCAAAUACAUGCCCUUUCUGACCAUAGACACAUUCACCGUACUAAGCGAUCUACCAGUCACUCUUGCUGCUCUACUCAAGGAACCCAAUUGGGAAGUUGUGGCAGAAUCCAUCGCUUCAAAUCUCUUCGUAUCAUUGGAACGAGUGCACAGCUGGGUUACAUCCAGGUAUAGCUUGUUCAGCACUCAACCUAUUGAUGAGAGCGAGAAGGAAAUCGCGCCAUUCUUAUUGCGUACUAUGCAUUGUACCUGUAUAUGUUUGAAAGAUUUCCUGCCGCUCGAGAAUCAGCUUCGACUUGCCAACUUAAUGUUCGAGCAUUAGGGUUGGAACUCCUCACACCGUCGGUGUCUAUACUAACUUAAGCUGUAGAGAUUAGCUCAUUGGCUUUGGCUAGUGAGAUUGUAGCGUAGUGUGACAUUGUAACAUCCGCAUAAGACAUUGCUCGCUAUUUGUGAUGUACUCUUAUGAUACUCAGCCGUGAAGAGUGGAAAAGUUCGGCCUUUUGCAAGUUUUAAGCAAGCUCAAGCUAGUUGGUUUUACGUCAAUGUUAUUACGUCGAUAUGAAAUUGAUUGAAUCAUGUUGUACCAUUAAAUUUAUCUAGUGUAAUAUUUGUUUUGUUUGCACGAAUCAUGAUAAAAGGUUAGAUACCAACAUACUGGUGGGGGAAGGAACAUAACAAUCCUAUCCAAUUCUCACAUUACUGUAAAAGUAUUGAACGUCGGACUUGAUUGAUUGAGUGUUAAUAACAUGUUAGACGUAAAUCUGAUUUUAUUGGACGAUCAAUCUAAGUAGACUGAGUUAGAUUGAUAGACUAACUGAUCAUUUUGUAACAAAUCAAGGAUUCCGGU
Linum trigynum is the source of this 6155-nucleotide messenger RNA. The record is from the annotation of a GenBank genome assembly. NCBI's taxonomy places the organism in Eukaryota, Viridiplantae, Streptophyta, Magnoliopsida, Malpighiales, Linaceae.